UCUCCUGGAUCUAGUUCGUUUUCCCCCCUUUUUCUCUUGACAUUUGCACAGAUUUGCACCGAGUGGGACCGAGAGGAGUGUCCAUGAGAGCUGGGGGAGCUGAGGAGUCUGUGUGUGUGUUAUGGGUGAAGCAGUAAAGACGUGGAAGCUGUAGAGGAAUCAACAGGACCCAACAGACACUCAAACAAUGGGAAAGUCUCACACGGACCCGUCCUCCUGAGCGCGUCCCCGCAGCUCAGAUGCUGCCAGUAACACGCUCUACUGUGGUGGUGGUGGGCACACAGCGACAGGACUGAUCCCCGGGGGCUCAUGGUGGAGUGGUAACCCGGGCUCUCAACUGCGGAUCGGACACACUCACCGAGCUUCUCCCAGACAACACGCCGACUGACAGCAUGUGCAGCCCGGGGACGUGGCUGCUGCGCGCCGCGCUGUGCUGCACGCUGCUGGGAACAUGUCUGCACAGUGCCGGAGGUCUUAACAUGUGUAUGAGCGGCAGCGCCACGUCCUGUGAAGAAUGCCUGCUGAUCCACCCGAGCUGCGCCUGGUGCGCACAGGAGGACUUCGGGCGGGGCCGGUCUCUGACCUCACGCUGCGACUUCAUCCAGAACCUGCAGAAGAGGGGCUGCGAGCCCCGGUUCAUCGAGAACCCGGCCAGCAGCUUCUCCAUCCUGGAGGCCAGGCCUCUGAGCUCUAAAGGCUCCGACUCCACCCUGCAGGACGUGGUCCAGAUCAUGCCUCAGAAGAUCUCCCUCAGCCUGCGCCCAGGAGACCAGACGUGGUUCAGCCUGCAGGUGCGGCAGGUGGAGGACUACCCGGUGGACCUGUACUACCUGAUGGACCUCUCUCUGUCCAUGAAAGAUGACCUGGACACCAUCCGGAACCUGGGCACCAAGCUGGCCCUGGAGAUGGGGAAACUCACCAGAGACUUCCGGCUGGGCUUCGGCUCCUUCGUAGACAAAAACAUGUCCCCCUUCUCCUACACGGCGCCCAAGUACCAGGAGAACCCGUGCAGCGGAUACAAACUCUUCCCCAACUGCGUCCCCACCUUCGGGUUCCGCCACAUCCUCUCUCUGACCGACAAGGUGGACCGCUUCAACGAGGAGGUGCAGAAGCAGAUGGUUUCCCGCAACCGGGACGCUCCGGAGGGCGGCUUCGACGCCAUCCUGCAGGCCGCCGUUUGUAAGAAGGAGAUCGGCUGGAGGAAGGAGGCGUACCACCUGCUGGUCUUCGCCACAGACGACGUCCCUCACCUGGCUCUGGACGGCCGGCUGGGAGGCCUCGUUCAGCCCCACGACGGGCGCUGUCACCUCAACGAGAAGAACGAGUACAGUGCCUCCACCAAGAUGGACUACCCCUCUCUGGCUCUGCUGGGGGAGAAACUGGCAGAAAAUAACAUCUUCCUCAUCUUCGCUGUAACCAAACGGCUCUAUGUUAUCUAUAAGAAUUUCACUGCUCUGAUCCCGGGGACCACAGUGGAGAUCCUGGACCAGGACUCCAAGAACGUGAUCCAGCUGAUCAUUGCAGCGUACAACAACAUCCGCUCCAAAGUGGAGCUGUCAGUGUGGGAUCACCCGGAGGACAUCAGCCUCUCCUUCACCGCCACCUGCCAGGACGGACAGCCGCUGCCGGGCCUCAGGAAGUGUGCUGACCUCAUGAUAGGAGACACUGUGUCGUUUAACGUGUCUGUGGAGGCGAGGAGCUGCCCGCCGCACGGCGCCGACCAGAGCUUCACCAUCAAGCCGGUGGGCUUCAAAGACCGGCUGGAGGUCUCUGUGGAUUAUCAGUGUGACUGCGGCUGCAGCCGGACGGCUCAGGCCAACAGCAGCAUCUGCAACGCCAUAGGGACGUACCACUGCGGGACGUGUCGCUGCGAGCAGGGCUACCUGGGCGCCCGCUGCGAGUGCCAGGAGGGCGACUCCAGCAGCAUGUUCCUGUCGGCCUGCAGGGAGGCCGAGGGCAAGCAGGUCUGCAGCGGGCGGGGCGAGUGCAGCUGCAACCAGUGCCUCUGCUUCGAGUCCGAGUUCGGCAAGAUCUACGGCAGCUACUGCGAGUGUGACGACUUCUCCUGCGCCCGCCACAAAGGCAUCCUCUGCUCAGGUCACGGCGAGUGUCACUGCGGCGAGUGUAAGUGCCACGCUGGAUACGUCGGGGACAACUGCAACUGCUCCACGGAGACGGCGACCUGCAUCGCCGACGACGGGCAGAUGUGCAGCGGGCGGGGCCACUGUGUGUGUGGACGCUGUCAGUGCACGGAGCCCGGCGCCUUCGGGGACACCUGCGAGAAGUGUCCCACCUGCCCCGACGCCUGCGGCACCAAGAGGGAGUGCAUCGAGUGCAGACUCUUCAACUCGGGACGACUCGCAGACAACCAGACCUGCCAGCGUCUCUGCAAGGACGAGAUCAUCACUGUGGAGAGCCUCAAGACGGACGAGCCCGGCGCCGUUCUCUGUCUCUAUAAGACCGACAACGACUGUGUGAUGAAGUUCACGUAUUCGGAGCACGCCAGCGGACAGUCGGUCCUCACAGCGCUGAAGGAGCCCGAGUGCGGCGGCGGGCCUGACGCCCUGAUGGUGCUCCUCGCCGUGGUGGGCAGCAUCCUGCUGGUGGGCGUGGUGCUUCUCGCCGUCUGGAAGACCGUCAUCACCGUCCACGACCGCAGAGAGUUCGCUCGCUUCCAGAGCGCGCGCUCACGGGCACGAUACGAGAUGGCCUCCAACCCUCUGUACAAGCAGCCGGUAUCAACACACUUCGUGGAAACAGAUUUCAGCAUGUACGGGAAGUCGUACAAUGGCGGGGUCCACUGAUGCUGACCGUGGGGCCCGGGGCGCGGCAGGACCGGUCCGACCAGCAGACAGACCCCUGGAGGACGGGCUGGGCGGGGCGGGGCGGGGCGGGGCGGCGGACUGAACACAGCCGUCCCCUCUGCUUGCUCCACACCUGAAGUGACAUGAACUCCAGAUCUGUGGCCUUUUUUAAUCUCCCAGCCGCCCACAGAGACUCAGUGACGUCACUUCUUCUGCUCCUCUGUGUGUUUCUGACGGGAGACGGACUGUGAGCUGUUAGAGAGAGAGAGUAGAGGUAGUUUGUCUCGUAGCAGCACCAAGCAGCAGGACGCUGGCUUAUAUUUGUAUAUUUUUAUAAACACUAAAAAUGCCUUUUUUUAGUCUAAACUUUGCACCGACAGGAUUCACAUCAGAUCAUUUCAGACUGAAGCACACAGUGGUACUAACAUUACUAAGCAGCAGACUCUCAGUGCACAGAGGAUGUUAAGAGUCCAGUCAGUUUCUAGAGUGUGUGUGUGUGUGUGUGUGUGUGUGUGUGUGUGUGUGUGUGUGUGUGUGUGUGCGUGUGUGUGUGUGUGUGCGUGAGUGUGUGCGUGUGUGUGUGUUGCACUCACAGGGUACCAGCUACCUUCGACCUCUGGUGCUGCUUUAUAUUUCCCUUUUUGGUAAAAAAAAAAAAAAAAAAAAAAGUCCCUCAAAAAGACUAAAUCCGGCCAGUUUUUCCGUGUCUGUGGUGCUCCGACUCGUUUAUAAUUAAAGGUACAAUAUGCAAUAUUACUGAACAUAAAACAGAAACUGUGUUCGGGACAUUUCUGAGAGUCAAUUUUUGGAUACGAAGCUACGAAAGCAGCAGCAGAAAAAAACAUAAAUAUAUGGAGAUGAAGCACAAAGCAGACAAAGAGAAAAGUUUACAAGCAAUAAGCAAAAAGUUUUCAGGAUACGUUUAAAGCUCUACAAUUAUUAUUUGACUGAUGAAUCAGCUGAUAUGAAAUUGAUCUUCAACUAUAUUUAAAAUGAAUUCAUCACUUUUUGCAAAAAAAAACACUCUCUUGGCACAAUUUUGCUGUCUUUCCCAGUUUUCUUGCAAAGUGAACAGAGAUGAAAUGAUACGAAUAAAUGACGAUUCGUUAAAAAAAUGAACUGUGAUAAUAUUUGUUUAAUGUGUCCGAGGAGAUUUUCUUUAUUUCUAGUGUUAAAUUUGUUUAAAAAUUCAAUUUGACAAAUUAAAGAGAAAAGAUGUUUUCAGUUUCACUUUAACAAAAAAGUAAACUUGUUUUGUUUUGAAAAGAUUAUCUGACCGAUACAAAAGGAUUCUUUAAUUUGGAGAAGAAAUAUUUAGUAGAUUUGUUGAAGGAAUUUGUACUUAUUCUGUUUCUGUUAAAUAAAUUAAAGUAUCAUGAACUCAUCGUGUCGUUACAAACGUCCCUGUGGGCGUCAGAAACUGUGACGAGCAAAUAAAAAACAAUCUGUCGAUUAAUCUAUCAGGGAGGUGAAGUGUUUACAUUCCCGUGUUUUUAUGCACAUUUUGAGGUUGAAAUUGGCCAAAAGAGACGUUCAGCUCCACAGAAAACUAAUCUUUUAGAUUUUUUGUUCUGCAGUAAUACUUUUUAAAAACAUUUUUAUUGCAGAAUGGAAAGUUUGUUCUCAAACUAUUAUUUUUGAUUGACUGCAUAAUAAAAAGUUGGAAACUUUCCAUGGGAAUUAACAGGAAUUUAUGGGAAUAAACCGUGCAUUUACAAAACUGGAGUUUGCCCCAUAAUGGGGACUUGAUACACUGUAAAAAAAAUCUGUUUAAUUUACGGUAAAAUACCGGCAGCUGUGGUUGCCAGAACAUCACCGUAAAAAAUACAGUGAGCGUAUGUAAAUGUAAAUAUCAGCAAAAACUGUAAUUUAUACAGAAUAAUCCCAUUACUUUUAGGAUAAUUGUGUCAUCAUGGUAUUUCUCCAUUAACUUUGCAUGAAAAACUGUGUGUUUUCUACAGUUUAUGGCGGUAGAAUUUAAAGUUUUAUACUAUUCUUUGAUUUACAGUAAUUAAAAGUAUCUACUACGGUGAUGUACAAUAUUUAGUUUUAUGACCUAUUUCUGAUGCAAGUUGAUUGUGUUUUUACUGUAAUUUCUACAAACAUUUUUUACAGUGUAUAGUAUAUACAGUCAUGGAAAAAAUUAUUAGACCACCUUUAUUUUCUUCACUUUAUUGUUCAUUUUAAUGCCUGGGGAAGGAUUUUCUUUAACUUUAAAUAUAAUUCAACUGAAACAUAUAUUUAAAAUGAAUGUAAAAACAAUUGAUGAUCUAUUUAAAUAUUAUAUACAGUCAUGGAAAAAAUGAUUGCACCACCCUUAGCCAUUUUCCAUGGUUUUCUUGAUAAUAACCAGAAUCAUGAUCAAUAAAAUCAUGUUAAAUGUCGAUAUCAGCUCUUAAAUUAAACUCUUAUCAGAUAUUUUUUGUUGAUAUUUUUAUCAUUAUAUUUGUCCAAACAAAUGUACCUUUAGUUGUACCAGGCAUUAAAAUGAACAAUACAUUGAAGAAAAUUAAAAUUGUAUUCUGUAGUUUAUACCCUGCAGCAUGUUUUUUUUAUUUUGAAUAUUUCCGAAAUUCCCCAGCUUAAUUUCCCAUGGAAAGUUUCUGGAAAUUGACCGGAAAUGUUCGACCCUCGUGCAGCUUUUAGUACCGACGUCUGAACAAACUGCACUUUCUGUCACUUUGCUCCAAACCAGCUGAUGUUGUAGGAAACGCUGUUAAUCAGUGUUCCUUUAAUGCAACAUUUCAAACGUUUGCCUCACAUUGAGCUUCUGGGUAGAACAGAAACACAGCUGAUGAUGCGUUCACUGCUCCUGUGAAAACAGGAGAGACAAACUCUGGUUCAUUAUUUCGGUGACAAUAAGAAAAUCUGAAAUCUCCCAGCAUCUCCUUCCUCCUCCUCCUCCUCCUCCUCCUCCAUCCUGUAGAGGAGCUCUGACUCGCUGCUGCAGUAAAACACCGUCAUUGCUCCCACAGGAGGAGGCGCAGCAGCAUGUCAGAGGAGUGAUGGGAGGGAGGGACAUGGAGUGUGUGUGAGUGUGUGUGAGUGCAGAGAGAGUAUGUAAAUAAUGUAACAUGGCGUGUGUGUGUGUGUGUGUGUGUGUGUGUGUGUGUGUGUGUGUGUGUGUGUGUGUGUAUAUAAGGUACCAAUUAAAAACCAGCUUCGACUCGUUUUUACUUAAAACUCUCCAACAUAAAAAGUUUCAGUUCUUCAUGUACAGUCACGUUAAUGUAACACACACAGCAAGAACAAUAAACCUGCUUCUGUCAA
Messenger RNA from Centropristis striata (black sea bass), 6074 nucleotides. It is a transcript of the gene itgb5, whose product is annotated as integrin, beta 5. Gene Ontology annotation, molecular function: integrin binding. Gene Ontology annotation, cellular component: cell surface; integrin complex; focal adhesion. The record is from RefSeq and is a predicted model, not a curated record. Bases 393 to 2804 code for a protein of 803 amino acids. The transcript is spliced from 16 exons. Gene Ontology annotation, biological process: cell migration; cell adhesion mediated by integrin; integrin-mediated signaling pathway. NCBI's taxonomy places the organism in Eukaryota, Metazoa, Chordata, Actinopteri, Perciformes, Serranidae.